Corylus avellana is the source of this 1621-nucleotide messenger RNA. The record is from RefSeq and is a predicted model, not a curated record. NCBI's taxonomy places the organism in Eukaryota, Viridiplantae, Streptophyta, Magnoliopsida, Fagales, Betulaceae.
AUGGUGAGAUUGCAGCUCUCUCUUCCCACCCCCAUUCCCCAAACAAAUGGUUCCAUUGCUGGAUUGGCAAGUAUACGUCAAAAAAGUUCUUCAAAGUUUCAUUGUACUCUUCCUCCAAGGUUGUUCAUAUCCAAUUCACAGCAAGCUCAAUAUCCCAUUUCAUUGCUUCCUCCAGCUAAUCAGAGUGUAGCAGCUAUUGUUUUUGGUGAUGGGUCAGAGUCAAGGCUUUACCCAUUGACAAAGAGAAGAACAGAAGGGGCAAUUCCUAUAGCAGCAAAUUACAGGCUUGUUGAUGCAGUUGUCAGCAACUGUAUUAACAGUAACAUAAACAAGAUAUAUGCUCUUACCCAAUUCAACUCAACUUCUCUCAAUUCCCACCUUUCCAGAGCUUAUUCCAGAGUAGGUCUGGGGAAAGAGGGAUUUGUCGAAGUAAUUGCUGCCUUUCAGAGCCUUGAAGACAAGGGCUGGUUUCAGGGGGCUGCAGAUGCUGUUAGAAGAUGCUUGUGGGUAAUGGAGGAGUGUCCAGUGACUGAGUUUCUGAUCCUUCCUGGUCAUCAUCUGUACAAAAUGGAUUACCAGAAAAUCAUAGAGGCUCAUCGAAAGAGCGAGGCUGACAUAACUAUUGCAGCAUUGAGUGCUUUGAGAGAUCAAGACACUGGUUUUGGCUUUCUGGAAGUGAAUUCUGAAAAUCAAGUUCUAGAGUUUAGAUUGAAGUCUGGGAGUGAGCCAAUCAGUCUUGUUUCAGUAAGUUUCCCACCAAGCUCUUCUCUAUUUCGGUUUUAUCAUUUUUCCGGGUGUUCUCUGAGGAAGUUUAUUUCUGAAAUCCAGGUGGAAAGCUCAAGAAAAUGCAAAGAUAUUGCUUAUUGUAAUCUUUCCAGCAUGGGAAUAUAUCUCAUUAACAGAGAUAUAAUAGUGCAGCUUCUAAAAGAGCAUUUUCCCAAGGCAAAUGACUUUACAAGUGAAGUAAUACCAGGUGCAAUAUCCAUGGGAAUGAAGAUACAAGCUUUCAUCUUUGAUGGAUAUUGGGAGGACAUGAGGAGCAUUGAAGCAUUCUACCAAGCAAAUAUGGAAAGCACAAAGAAAGCAAACAUGGGAUUUAACAGCUUCUUUGAUAAAGAGUCUCCCAUCUACACUUUGCCUCGGGUUCUGCCCCCAACUCAUAUGAAUGAUGCUGCAAUAACAGAUAGUAUCAUUGGUGAUGGUUGCAUUCUCGGUAGGUGCAAGAUCAAAGGCACAGUAGUUGGUACAAGGACAAGAGUUGGAGAUGGGGCUGUAAUAGAGGAUUCAGUGAUCAUGGGUUCUGAUAUCUAUCAAAUGGAAGAUAUUCAGGAGAGUGGCAUGGACAGGAAGGGCAUUGACACUCCCAUAGGAAUUGGGGAAGAUACUCAAAUAAGGAAAGCCAUUGUAGAUAAGAGUGCAAGAAUUGGCAAAAAUGUUUUGAUUAUUAACAAAGACAAUGUCCAAGAAGGGAACAAUGAAGCUAAUGGCUAUGUGAUCAGUGGGGGAAUUGUGGUUGUUCUUCCCAGUGCAGUGAUACCUGAUGGCAGCAUAUUAUGAAAGUCAUGAGUCGUAAAAUAUAUAUAUAUAUAUUUUUUCCUCCAGAUUGAUUCUUUAAUGGAAA